AUGCCAGGGGGUACUUUCCCGGGACCCCCGGUUCCCGGGAUCGAGGUUCCCAAGGUGCUUGGCGUGCGCGAGACCUUCCCGGCCCGGCCCAGUCAGGCUGUCCGGCCUGGGGCAGAUGGCCUGGUCUCGGUCUCGGUCUCGGUCCCGGCCCCGGUCCCGGUCCCGGUCCCGGUCCCAGGUGGCCGGCCGGCCGCCCAAUAG
Messenger RNA from Fonticula alba, 201 nucleotides. RefSeq lists its product as hypothetical. The record is from RefSeq and is a predicted model, not a curated record. NCBI's taxonomy places the organism in Eukaryota, Rotosphaerida, Fonticulaceae. The transcript has 2 exons. The coding region runs from base 1 to 201 and encodes 66 amino acids.